Galleria mellonella (greater wax moth) is the source of this 2681-nucleotide messenger RNA. It is a transcript of the gene CrebB, whose product is annotated as cyclic AMP response element-binding protein B. The transcript has 7 exons. Gene Ontology annotation, molecular function: protein binding; RNA polymerase II cis-regulatory region sequence-specific DNA binding; DNA-binding transcription factor activity, RNA polymerase II-specific. Bases 392 to 1252 code for a protein of 286 amino acids. NCBI's taxonomy places the organism in Eukaryota, Metazoa, Arthropoda, Insecta, Lepidoptera, Pyralidae. Gene Ontology annotation, biological process: regulation of transcription by RNA polymerase II. The record is from RefSeq and is a predicted model, not a curated record. Gene Ontology annotation, cellular component: transcription regulator complex; nucleus.
GACAUAACAAAUACACAAACAAGACGAAUUCACUGUAUAGGUUCUCUGAUAAACAGAUACAUAUCUAUAGUGGGGAAAGAAAAGAACGAAGGAAAAUCGCGCAUGCGUCUGACAAAUUUCGGCCAUAUUGUUAUGACGCAUACGAGAUCAUAGGUCUCCGCCAGUGACGAGUCUUCUCGCAGUUGACGUGGCUACUACGUACCAUCCCGUUCGCCCACUCCGGACGCAGCAUAGACGGUGACGAGGAAUACGUAACUGGGAUUUCUUAUCUCCACAAUAUGGUCAGGAGAGAACCUAGUGAUAAAUAUGAAAGAUUCAUUCUACAUUAAGUGACAAUAGUGGGAAGAACACAGAAAGUUGACCUUGAAUAUUUUAGGUGACCUUAGUGGGCAUGGACGGAAUGGUGGAGGAAAACGGCACCUCCAGUGGAGCUGGCUCUGCGGAUCCAUUGAGCGCGGGAUCUUCCGCUGCCGGCGCUCCUCACGCUGUCGUUACCAGCAUUGUGCAGCUUACAUUACCCACACAGGCUUCUUCUGCACAGGCUCAAAGUGUAAUACAACCCAAUCAACAGUCAGUUAUACAAACAGCAUCCAAUAUUCAAUCUGUUCAGUUACCUAAAGGAAAUGUUAUCCUUGUUGGCAAACCAAGCUCUGUAAUACAUACUACCCAAGGAACUUUGCAAACAUUGCAGAUAAAGCCAGAACCUAACACAGUAGUGGGUACACAAGGGCAGUCCUGCAGUGAUGAUAGUUGUAGUGAUGAUGAAAGGCCCAAACAAAAAUAUCGGGAAAUGUUGAGUAGACGUCCAUCUUAUAGAAAGAUACUCAAUGACCUUGGAGGAGCUGAAAUUGCUGAAAAUCGCAUGGGAUCUAAACCAGGCUGUGAGAACGAAGUGUCGCUGUCAUCUCCUUUGUCCUUUGCGCCAGUGAUUCCAGCUGGAGCACUUCAGACAGACAGUGGCUUACAUACACUAGCGGUAUCGGGGGCCGCAGGCGGCGGCGCGAUUGUACAGUAUGCAACAAAUCAAGACGGUCAAUUCUAUGUGCCGGGUCCAAUGCUAGAAGAUCAAACUCGUAAACGUGAACUAAGACUACUAAAGAAUCGGGAAGCAGCGCGAGAAUGCCGAAGAAAAAAGAAGGAAUAUAUCAAAUGUCUUGAAAAUAGAGUUGCAGUGCUUGAAAAUCAAAACAAAGCACUCAUAGAGGAACUUAAAUCUCUAAAAGAACUUUAUUGCCAACAAAAGACAGAAUGAGGCCCAGCCGGCUAACCGGGUGUGCCGUUACCCUGCCGGUGAAAAUUUGUGGCACACAUGAUCACUGUGCUUACAUGCUGCUCUCAGAACAGGUACAUGGGUUCGCUCCACUCUCAAUGCAACGAGUCACGUUGGCGGGCUUGAUUGAUUGGAAUAUAUUCAAUUAAGUCAAAUAAACUUCUUGGAUUAUCAUUUAAGACAAAGUGGAUUAUUACGAAGUAUUGUUAGAUUAUUUUGAUAUGUUAAAUUGUUAAUAUCUGUUUUAUAAUUUUCUGUUAUUGUUUUUAAUAUCAGUUUGACUUUAGACACAGUGAAAAUAUACGAACUAGGUAAUAAUGAUAACGAAAUAAUGAUUAAAAUAUUUUAAACUUAUCCUAAAUACCUAUUUAUAGAUUUUGUUUACCAUUCCUUUAUACAUUUUUUGUAAUACUGUAUGAAGUGAAACAUUUUAAAAAUUCUAGUGCCAUUUUGGGUCAAAAAUUUUUUUUAAAAUAAAUUAUUCUUUUAUUGAGUAUUUGUCAAUGUGCUCAUAAUAUUUGAUACAACAAUUGAUGUAUGACAUUUUUACUUGCCUGUCUGUUCUUUCUUGUCAAUUGUGUUUCUACAUUCUUUACAAAUGGUCUUCAUAGUUUCUAUAUAAUUGUCACGUUAGUCUGUGAUUCAAGAUAUUGGUGAAAUUGUCCCUUUUUAUUAUAUUUAACAUGGUUGUUAAUGAAUUUUUACACCUAUCAGGUGUUUGUGGGUAAGCCAAAGUUAUAAUAUUUAGUUAUUUUGUGCAAUAGCCAUAUUGCAAUGUACAGUUUAUACCUAUCACUAUUUCUUCUCAUAAGUGAGAAAUAAGAAAUGAAAAUAUUAUGUACAUUGUGUAUAGAGAUAUAGGUAUUGUAAAGAAUGUAUGUAUAAUAAAAGAUGAAAUUCCUUUGUAUAUAGUUUAUUAGUUAUUUUAAUCUUGUGGGCGAGAAGGAAUGGUUGCUGUUGUACAUUAGAAUGAUAAUUAAUUUUCACUGCAUUUCUGAUUAUAAUCACAAAUUAUGAAUCGUUGCUGGUGUAAAUAAUUGCGAAUGACAGAUUCCAUUCUUUCAAUUUGAAUUCGCGAAAUCUACUAUAUUUUUGUGAAAGGGUAAAUAGUUGACUACCAGAGUUAAAUUAAGAUUUUAUGAUGUAUAAUUUGCCAUGAUUGACUUGACGAAAUACCUAUUUACUUUUUAAUACCUAUAGGUACUCAUUACCAUGAUAAGAUGGUAUAUUACCAUUGUAUUAAAGAUUUAUAUUUUUCUCUUGUUUAAAGUAAGUCAUGGCAAGUGAUUUAAGAUUAAUGAUAGACAUUGUGCAAAGUGCCUUCUAGAAUGAAUAAAGUUUAUACCAAGAUAGCUUUUUAUGUUAACUUAAUGCUAUUUAUAAAUAUUAAUAAUAUUAACUGUUUGAUGUA